This is a messenger RNA of Vicia faba (fava bean), 1143 nucleotides long. The record is from the annotation of a GenBank genome assembly. NCBI's taxonomy places the organism in Eukaryota, Viridiplantae, Streptophyta, Magnoliopsida, Fabales, Fabaceae.
AUGAGUACUAUUUGUGAUGAACAACAAAACCACAAGUUUCAUUCUUCUUACCAACCUCUCUCUCCCAAAAAACCUCUUAGAGAAAUCGAUAUCCCUCCAAGAAAACUCCUCACCCGCCGCACGACUGCCGCCGACAUGUUCUCCGAUGACACCAUCCUUCAAAAAUAUCUCCCUCACAAUGACUCCGACUCAGAUUCCGAUGAUCCUUACUCUUCCGACCAUUUUCGUAUGUACGAAUUCAAAGUCCGGAGAUGCACUCGCAGCCGAAGCCACGACUGGACUGACUGUCCAUUUGCACACCCUGGAGAAAAAGCACGCCGUCGCGAUCCACGGCGGUUUCAUUACUCGGGGACUGUCUGUCCUGAUUAUCGCCGUGGUGGCUGUAACCGCGGUGAUUCUUGUGAGUUUGCUCACGGUGUUUUUGAAUGCUGGCUUCAUCCUGCUAGAUACAGAACAGAAGCUUGCAAAGAUGGGAAAAACUGUAAGAGAAAAGUUUGUUUUUUCGCACACACUCCUCGUCAGUUAAGAAUCCUUCCGGUAACUUCUUCUUCUUCGAAUUCAAAUGAACAAUUCUCAUGCAACAAGAAAAAUAACAAGCUUUUAAAUAACCAUGUUUCAUCAAAAUCAAACCAUGGUUGUUUGUUUUGUCGCUGUGGAGGUAAUGCUAAUGCUAAUAAUUCUCCAACUUCAACUCUUUUUGGUAUGUCUCAUUUCUCGCCGCCGGCGUCUCCUCCUGUAUCUCCGAUGAAGCCGCGAAAUGGCGUUUCAUCUCUCUCACGCUAUGGUUCAUUGGUUGAUAGUAAUAAUCUUCGUUAUAGAGACAUGCUUAUUGAACUUUUGGGCUCUUUUGAAGGAUUGAAUUUCAAUGACGGUUCAUCUUCUUCUUCCGUUGUUUCUGGUUUACAGAACCAGAACAACACAGGUUAUUUUAAUGUUCCUGUUAACUCCGAGGAACAGAUUCAGAAACAGCAUUUCAAUAUUCUUUCACCUUCGAUUCAACAGAGUUUGACACCGGUUAGUUUCAAUGAAGGUGACAAUAACAUAAACAACAACAUGGUGUUUUUGGGAGAUAACGAGAAUAAUAAGGUUCUUGUCGGGGGUGAUGUUCCUGAUCUGGGUUGGGUUAAUGACCUUCUGAUGUAG